Molecule: messenger RNA, 2184 nt
Organism: Selaginella moellendorffii
Lineage: Eukaryota; Viridiplantae; Streptophyta; Lycopodiopsida; Selaginellales; Selaginellaceae
Product: pentatricopeptide repeat-containing protein At3g12770
Exons: 1
Coding region: 1-2184 (727 amino acids)
Biological process (GO): RNA modification
Molecular function (GO): zinc ion binding; protein binding; RNA binding
Source: RefSeq, a predicted model, not a curated record
AUGUUGAGGAAUGCACUGCGCAAGCAGUUCGUCCUCCUCGGUAAGAAGCCUCCUCUCGAUCUUUUCUCCACGAUCUUGGCUUCUCGAUCUCCGGCACUCCGGUCUCAGCACAGCGAACCCACCCUCCUUCCGGAUCUCCAGUCGAGCAGCGAACAGGAAGCGCUGGACCUCGUCCGCCAGUGCUGCGAGCUGGGAUCUCUCGACCAGGCAAAGCGUCUCCACGCCUCCAUCCUCGAGAAGGGCGUCUCCAGCGCCAAGCUCUUCUCCAAGUACCUCAUCCGGAUGUACGCGCAGUGUGGCAGCCUUGAGGACGCGCAGCGCGCAUUCGAUGGCAUCGCUCACCCGGGCGUGGUCUCCUGGACCGAGCUCGUCAAGGCGUAUGCCCACACCGGGCAUCUUGGCGAAGCAUUUCGCUGCUUUCGCUGGAUGCUCCUCGCGGGCACCCGGCCGGAUCUAGUCCUCCUCUCGCAGCUCCUCCUCCACCAGGAGCCUCCGCUCGGCCUGGAAGAAGCCAAGCUCCUCGACGCGAUCGUCUGCUCGUCCGGGUACGCCAGAGAUUUGCUCCUGGGAACUUCGCUCCUGGUCUGGUAUGGGCGAUGCGGGCGGCUCGAGGAGAGCAAGGCCGUCUUCUCCAGGAUGGAGGGCCGCGACGCCGCUGCCUGGAACGCGAUGAUCUGGAGCGCCAUUCUCAGCGGCGAGAAGAAGGAGGCAUUGACACUCUUCCAGGCGAUGAAGGACGAGGGCGUUGCUCCGGAGGGUGUGGACUACUGGGCGGCGCUCAAGGCCUGCGAGCUUGUCUCGGAGGUGAGAGCUCUCCACGCCGAGAUCUCCUCGAGGAAGAUGGAGGGCGAUCCCGAUGUGGCCUCGGCGCUCAUCGACUGCUACGGACAGCUUGGUGAGCUCGAGGUGGCGGAGCAGCUCCUCUUCACUUUCGGUCUCGAGGAGGCCCCGUGCUGGACGAGCUUACUCGUCGCGUACGCUCGCCACGGAUACCACAGCCGGGUGAUCCAAGUCUUCCACGAGAUGCAGCACAGGCGCUUGACGGCCAACUUCGCCACCUUCGCCGCGGUGCUCGACGCCUGCGCCGGGCUGGGAGCUCUCGUCGAGGGGAGAGUCAUCCACCGGCGAGUCGUCGAGGUCGAGAAGCUCCCCAUCGCUGGAACUCUGGCGAGGUCCCUCGUCAGCAUGUAUGCCAAGUGUGGAGAGCUCGGGGAGGCGUGGAGCGUCUUUGAGGGUGUCACCGGCAAGCGGGAGCUCAGGCUCUGGAACACUUGCAUCGACGCGUUCGCGGCUCACGGGCAGGGGCACUCGGUGCUCCAGCUCUUCCAGCUGAUGCAGCAAGAGGGAGUGAAGCCGGAUCAAACCACCUUCUCGAGGCUGCUAUUCGUCUGCUGCUACGUUGGUCUCAUCGAAGCUGGCUAUGCUUUCUUCGCCUUGAUGAUCACUGACCACUUGCUAUCUCCUAGCCUGGAGAACUACGCCUGCAUGGUCGAUCUUCUGGGACGAGCUGGAAACCUAGAUGGAGCUCAAAAACUUAUCACCAGAACUCCAUAUCAAUCCAGCCCCGUUCUCUGGAGGAGCUUGCUAGCGGCUUGUGGGAUCCAAGGUGAUGUCGAGCGAGGAAAACGAGCCGCUGUUCAGAUCUUUACUUUGGAUCCAACCAUCGCGGAGGUAUACGUGGUGCUGGCGAGAAUCUACGAGAGCACUGCGAAACCGGCCAUCGCUCGAAAGGUAAAGCUGCUGAUGAAGGAGCGAGAUGUAAGCUCGGAGCUAGCCCGGAGCUGGAUCCAGAUCAGUGGUGUCAUUCACAGCUUCACCACUGGAGAUCAAACUCAUCCCCAAACCGAGGAGAUAUACGCUGCUCUCCAGAAGCUCGAGGCUGAUUAUCCGGCCUGGGAGGCUGCCGGGACGAGCAACAACGACUUGACCAUGCACGACGUCGAUGAGGAGGAUGAAAACUCGGUUCACAGCGAGAAGCUGGCUCUUGUCGUUGGCCUGAUGAACUCGCGGUUCCAGGAGAAUGAGACGCCGGUGGUGGUGUUUAAGAACAAGAGGAUGUGCCGUGAGUGCCACUCUUUCUUUGCGACGAUAUCGAAGGUGGCCGCUCGUGACAUUGUCGUGCGGGACAGCUCCAGAUUUCAUUGGUUUAGACAGUGUUCUUGUUCCUGUGGGGAUUACUGGUGA